UAACAUUUGACUGCCCACUUUUUUUAGAAUUUGUCAAUCCAACCUCUACAUCCUUUUCCCCUAAUGGUUCGCUUAGGAUGUCGACAGCUACAUUCAGGUGUGAGGCAACAUAUUAAUCACCACCUCCCACAACAGCCAAGAUUUUCUCCAUUUGUACAUAGCUGUCAGUUUAGAUCCAUAGCAAAUCUGUCGACAGGAACCAAAAAGGAAGAAUCUAUGAGCAUCCAAAACUAUCUGUCAGAUAUCGACCACGCUUUUAUUCAACACCAAAAGGCAGCUACAAAAAGAAAGAUUCCAGUUCAUAUUUCCUCCAAGAUCAAUAAAUUAGAUUCACCGAUCCUUCUGUCUAUCCACUCUCAUCUCUCUUCUGGGGAUACAGCCAAAGCAUGGAAACUAUUUGAUAAAUCUAUUUUACCUUUAUCUGAGCACCCCAUGCCUCGAGCUACAGCACACAUGUUGUUGGAAUCUCUUUAUUCAGACAUUUACAGCAAUUAUGCUCGAUUCUCACUUAAUUUUGGGAAAAUUGGAGAACUGUAUGUGACAAGACUGGAAGCGCUCGUGGGACUGGUCAAGAGAUCUGCCAUCAGACAUAAUCUAUGGGAUAAACGCGAUUUUUGUAUGCUCAUUGAAAUGUAUGGUAAAUUGAAUCAACUUCGGCGAGCAGAGACACUGUUUAGAAAUAUGUCACAACACUGCCAGGACGAAAUUUGUGUGGAUAUUUAUAAUGAAAUGCUUGCUAUGUAUGUUCGUCGUUUUAAAUACGAAAGCGACAUAGUCAAAAAGCGCUAUUACUCAAAGAUGGAAUCACUGGAAACAGAGAUGAUACGAAAAAACUUGACACCAAAGACAUCAUCGUAUAACCUAAUGCUGGCUGCCAAGAUCAAGCUGCAAGAUCUACCGGGAGCAGAGAAAGUUCUUUCGAGGAUGAAAACGCCGCCCAACAGAAUGACCUACAAUAUUUUGUUGAACGGAUUCUUAAAGGAGUGCAGAACAGCAAAGGAUAGAGAGAUUGCCAACAAAUGGCUAGAAAGAUUGGCAGCAUCUGCGUUUGAGCCAAAUGCACGAACCUUUAAAAAUGUCAUUGACGGUUUAGCGGAACAAGCUGGUCAUUAUAUGCGGAUGAAGGAAACAGAAGAAGUUAAAGCAAUUGUUCAGUCAGUGUCCAGUUUACAAAAUGUAAUGAAUUGCUUAGGAUACAGAAUGGAUACAGAAAUGAUCAACACUCUUUUAAAAUGUUAUACUGCUGCCAAUCAUGUAGAACAUAUAGACGCAAUCAUGGGAAUGCUGGCACUUCCAGAGAGAAAAGGUGGCUGCGGGAACUGUGGAUGUGGCAAACAGAGUACAGCACAAGUUGAAUCUUUUAAGCAGCAGAAAAAGGUUUUACCGGACGCAUACACAUUUAAUAUCUUGAUAAACCAUCAUCUCUCAAAUGGAAGAUUAGAGCAAGCCCUUCAGAUGUAUAAUGACAUGGUUACCCUUAAGCUUGACCCAGAUACGACAACAUAUGGUAGCUUCAUCUCCUACUAUGCUAAUCAAGGCGCUGUUGAAGAAAGUUUAAAAUAUCUUGAUGUCAUGAAGAAGAAAGGAAUCCCUGUCAAUAGCUAUAUUUAUAACAUUCUGUUAAAAUGCUCAGGGAAAUAUCCACAAUUUGCUCAUCUUAUCACCCCACAUCUAGAUUCGAUCUUGACAACAGGAGUUAGUUUGGAUACCGUUUCUAAAAACAUCUUGCUUCAAAUGCAAACAAGAAAUUCACAAAGUUUAGAUACCAGUUUCGAAAACUUUUUAGACACCCUCGAUCGAAAUCUAUAUACCGGAAGCGAUAUUAGUGAGCAUCCAGCACCAACAACGCGAACUUAUAAUACAUUAUUACAAACCAGUGGUCGGUUCUAUAAAGCAAAAAAAGCAAGAUUCAACAAGACAUUAGAGUUAGUUAUGAACAGCUUAGAUACCUCUAAUGUUCGACCAGAUAUCUUAACUUUUGCGCUGGAAAUUCGCAAUGCUUCUUAUCGAGGAGAUAUGAUCAAAGCAGAAUCGAUAUACAAGGCAAUGAUGGAUUCCGGCAUUAAACCCAACACCUUUAUUUUCUCACAUUUAAUAUAUGGCUACAGUAAUAUUGGGAAACUAGACAAAGCACAAGAUAUUUUAAGAAUGAUGUCAGGUCCACCCUAUAAAGUUAUACCUAGUGCUAUCAACUAUGCACCUCUGAUCAAAGCCUAUGUGGAAUCAGCUGAAUACGAUAAGGCACAUGGACUGUUUCGAGAAAUGCUAGAUAGUAACGUAACCGCAGAUCUUGUCAUUUACACCAUUCUGGCAGAGGCAUUUUUACAUUACCCUGCAAAAGACAGUGGCAAAAGAGCCAUUGAAUUACUAGAGAGUAUUCAAAGCUCUGGUAUAUCCAUGGACACAGCCUCGCUUACUCUUUUAGCCAGUGCAUAUGGUAGUGACGCAGCGUUCAUGAUAGAGUCGUCUGAGCAUUCUUUCCAACAGGAAGAGAAUCUCCGAGAAAGCCUUGAAAGUUAUACCAACAAGAUUAAUACGAUAUAUGAGCAGCUUAAAAGAAAAAAUUGGCUUGACUCUCAGGCUAUCUCAGCAUUACUAUUAGCACAUAUCCAAAUGAAAAACCUCACGGCUGCAUGGACACUUUGGAAAGACUGUAAAGGCUACAAGCCAGAAAUUUUAAAUAGUCACAACUACAAUACACUGUUGACUGGUUUUGCAGCUGACAAGCAUUGGUAUCCUUUAGCGAUAAUGACAUUUAAAGACAUGGCAAGUGAAGAGCGAAUACAUCCUACGGUCUAUACAUUUGAUACAAUGAUAUGGGCAGCACAUUUGAUGAAUGAUGAUGAAACUGUGGAAUACCUCUGGUCUUCUCCCCUGCGAAUAAAUCCAGACACAAACAAACCUUUUGCUUUACUAGUACGCAGUUACUAUGCUGUUUUAGAUACCAUGUUAAGGAACAACAAACUGAAUGCUGCAAAGGAUGCUUUUCAAGAAUACCAAUCAAUACCAAGUACUCCUGACUCAUCUACAGUUUGGAAUAACAAGAUAAAUAAUUUAGUAUCAUGGCAAGACUUUACAAAGAAUACUACAUACUAGAGUAUCUCACGGUGAUAUCACCGUAAUUAUUUAAAAUUGUAAAAAUAAAUGUAUAAAGUAAUUUAUAAAGAGGCUAUCUACACUGUUUACAUACUAUCCUAACCUUGGAGGGGACACCAGUGUCUUUGUAUAAAUACAGCGGCUGCUCUCACAAGUGAUUUCUUUCAAUAUAUAUAGAUAUAGAUGUCUUUUUCUUUUGCAUAAAAGCAUAGCUUUUGGCCAAGAUAAAGUAGCACAAAUCAUAUACAAUCGAAAUAAAAAUCAAGACUGCAUACAGCGUUAAUCAUAUCCUUUUUUUUU
Messenger RNA from Rhizopus microsporus ATCC 52813, 3396 nucleotides. RefSeq lists its product as uncharacterized. The transcript has 2 exons. NCBI's taxonomy places the organism in Eukaryota, Fungi, Mucoromycota, Mucoromycetes, Mucorales, Rhizopodaceae. Gene Ontology annotation, molecular function: protein binding. Bases 64 to 3096 code for a protein of 1010 amino acids. The record is from RefSeq and is a predicted model, not a curated record.